UCAAGCUCAGCCCCCUGGUAUCGUUUUCUACCUUUCGCGCCUUCCUGUUCUCGCUCAGUUUCUCUUCUCAGUUCUCUGUUUUGCUCUUCCUUAUGUAAUCUUCAGGUCUCCAAAGCUGCCGGAGUUUAUUGCAGGUACUCUUGUGUUUUCGAUGAAUUCAUUCCGGUGUUUAAUUUAUUGGCCUUUCAAGUUCUCGUUCUUUUUCAGUUUCUGUUGUACUCAAUCUCUCUCGGAGCCAUUAUUUGAACCGAUUAUUGGAGUUGUAAUUUCGUCCUGUUUUGAUGAAGUCUUCAUCAUUCCUCACUAGGUUUACUACGUGAACUCAACUUGCCCCUAAUUCCUUACUGUUGCUUGUUGUUACUAGCAUUGCGUUUUAGAGAUGAUACGGGGACGGCCCUGUAAAUAUUACCUAUCUGUGAACUUCAGGAAUCUGGUGACGACUUGUACAGUCCCACUUGAUCCUCCAGUUACUUCGAGUUCCUCUUCUGCUAGCGAACACAAGACUUUGUGCUAUUCCUUAGUGGAUCAACUAAUUCGUCGUGGCUUGUUUUUGCCGGCGCAACAAGUGAUACAACGAAUUGUAACGCAAUCUUCUUCAAUUUCUGAAGCUAUUUCUAUUGUUGACUUCGCUGCUGAACGGGGUUUGGAGCUUGAUUUGGCUACCCAUGGUGUGCUUUGCCGGCAGCUUGUCUAUUCUAGGCCCCAGUUGGCUGAACUGCUGUACGACAAAAAAUUUACAUUCGGAGGUGCUGAGCCAGAUGCGUCAGUUUUGGACUCUAUGGUAACCUGUUUCUGUAGGCUAGGAAAAUUUGAGAAGGCACUGGCCUAUUUUAAUCAACUUCUGUCGUUAAAUUAUGUCCCAAGUAAAUCUUCAUUUAAUGCUAUCUUUCGAGAGCUUUGUGCGCAAGAAAGGGUUUUAGAGGCAUUCGACUAUUUUAUGAGAGUCAAUGGAGCUGGUGUUCACUUGGGGUAUUGGUGUUUUAAUGUCUUGAUAGAUGGGCUAUGCAAUAAGGGGCAUAUGGAGGAAGCUCUUGAAUUAUUUGAUAUAAUGCAAAGCACUAAUGGUUAUCCUCCGUCGCUGCAUUUGUUUAAGUCAUUGUUUUAUGGCCUUUGUAAGAGCAAGUGGUUAGUGGAGGCAGAGUUGUUGAUCAGAGAAAUGGAGUUUCGGAGCCUACAUCCUGACAAGACUAUGUAUACUUCUUUAGUUCAUGAAUAUUGCAAAGAUAAGAAAAUGAAAAUGGCAAUGCAAGCCUUUUUUAGAAUGAUAAAAAUAGGCUGUGAACCAGAUAAUUAUACAUUAAAUACACUGAUCCAUGGGUUUGUGAAAUUAGGUUUAGUCGAUAAGGGUUGGUUGGUAUAUAACCUUAUGGCAGAGUGGGGAAUCCAACCUGAUGUGGUAACUUUUCACAUCAUGAUUAGUCAGUAUUGUCAAGAAGGGAAGGUUGACUUUGCAUUAACGAUUUUGAAUAAUAUGGUCAGCUGCAACAUUUCUCCUAGCUUGCAUUGUUAUACAGUUUUGAUUAAUGCUCUGCAUAGGGAUGAUAGGUUAGAAGAAGUCAGUGAAUUGCUGAAGAGUAUGCUGGACAAUGGAAUCAUACCUGAUCACGUGCUUUUCUUUACCCUUAUGAAGAUGUAUCCAAAGGGACAUGAACUUCAGCUUGCUUUAAAUGUUUUGGAGGCCAUUUUAAAGAAUGGGUGUGGGUGUGAUCCUUCUGUAAUCUUAGCCAGUACAAAGUUGCAAACAUCAAGCAAUCUGGAGCAAAAAAUUGAAACGCUGCUGCAAGAAAUUUUCAAUAGCAACUUGAAUCUAGCAGGUGUGGCAUUUAGUAUUGUCAUUUGUGCCUUAUGUGAGACCGAAAAUUUGGAUUGUGCUUUGGAUUACUUCCAUAAAAUGGCAAGUCUCGGAUGCAAGCCUUUGCUCUUUACUUAUAAUUCCUUAAUUAAAUGUCUUUGCAAGGAGGGGCUUUUUGAGGAUGCCUUGUCUCUAAUUGAUCAUAUGCAGGAAUUUAGUUUGCUUCCAGAUACCACAACAUAUUUGAUUAUUGUUAACGAGUAUUGUAGGAAGGGUAACGUUCAAGCAGCAUAUUAUAUUCUUAGAAAAAUGAGGCAGAGGGGAUUGAAACCGAGUGUUGCUAUUUAUGAUUCAAUAAUUGGUUGUUUAAGUAGGAAAAAGAGAAUUUUUGAAGCAGAAGGAGUUUUUAAGAUGAUGCUUGAAGCGGGUGUGGAUCCGGAUAAGAAUUUGUAUUUGACAAUGAUCAAUGGCUAUGGUGAAAAUGGAAAGCUUCUUGAAGCUCGUGAAUUGUUUGAGCAAAUGGUUGAGAAUUCUAUUCCACCAAGCUCUCAUAUUUAUACGGCACUGAUUAGUGGUUUGGUUAAAAGAAAUAUGACUGAUAGAGGAUGUUUAUAUCUGGGCAAGAUGUUAAGAGAUGGGUUUUCACCUAAUGCUGUAUUGUAUACCUCUCUUAUCAAUCAUUACCUAAAGAUCGGGGAGGUUGAAUAUGCCUUUCGAUUAGUUGAUUUGAUGGAAAGGAGCCACAUUGAACCCGAUGUUAUCUUCUAUAUCACAUUAGUCAGUGGUAUUUGCAAAAAUUUAAUUGUCGACAAGAAAAAAUGGUUCCUGCUAGAGAAAGAGAAUCAAAAGGCAAAAAGUACGUUGUUUCAUAUGCUCCAUGAAACAACUCUUGUUCCAAGGGAUAAUAAUAUGAUAGUUUCUGCUAAUUCUACUGAAGAAAUGAAAUCCUUGGCAUUGAAGCUUAUCCAGAAGGUUAAAGAUGUAUGCAUUGUACCUAACUUGCAUCUGUACAAUAGCAUAAUAUGUGGAUAUUGUCGGACAGAUAGGAUGCUGGAUGCCAAUCAUCAGUUGGAAUUGAUGCAAAAAGAAGGGUUGCAUCCAAACCAGGUUACUUUCACGAUUCUUAUGGAUGGGCAUAUUCUUGCAGGUGAUGUUAACUCUGCCAUUGGGUUGUUUAAUAAGAUGAAUGUAGAUGGGUGUAUUCCAGAUAAAGUUGCAUACAACACUUUACUGAAAGGCCUUUCCCAAGGAGGGAGACUUUCUGAUGCAUUGGCACUCUCACAUACAAUGCAUAAAAAGGGUUUUCCCCAAGUAUACUAGGUUAUCGUAAUUUUGUGAGGAAUUGAUGCAUGAUAAACUCUUGCCUCACUGGAAAAGAUGCAAAUCGGCCGUCCACAUCCUGUGUGGAGAAAAUCAUUGCAGGAAGCCUGUUUUGCUUUUAAUAUAAAGCUUGAGAGGAGCACACACACAAAAAAAAAAAAAACCAAAUAGGUAUUUGGUGGAUUCAUGGAUGAAAUUAGAUGGGUCAUCAUCGUAUAAAAUGCAAUAUCAAGACAGACUCAGACAUGACACAAUCAUUGAAAACGGAGAUGUUCAUUUGUAGCUGUUUGACUUUAGCAAGAUCCUUGUCUGCAACACUUUCCCAUGGAAAUCUUGGAAUUUGCAAUGUAUAGCUUCCUCUAGAGCCUCUCCUACUAUCUUCUGGUUACCCGACCUGUCCUGAGCCACCUCAAGGUCCGACUUUGUUGAUGACUGCAGUAUCCUUUGUCACCACCAAAAAGCCAACUUGGAAAGCCCUUUUUAUAUGUUUCCUUCCCCAGGCCAGCUGAAGCAUUGUUAAUAGCCAAGCUGUUGCUUAUCAGCUUUGUGACAUUGUUCGAUGUGAUCAGCGGCAAUACAUAAUCCGAAACAUUAAGCUCAGCAAACCCUGUGCGGCAUGUUUCAAGGUUUGUUAGAGCAGUAAUGAGCAGGCUUGGAUAUCUAACGAAGUACAUUUAGUAGAUGAAUCUAGAGCGUGGUUGAGCUGAAGGAUGGUGUUUCGGUAGAGCUUCAAGCAAUCAGCCAAAGCAAGCCUUUUCCUUCCCAUUUUGGCACUUUGAAUUGACACCCUUAGUGUGGCUUUCGGCACUCAGGGCUCUCUCCAUGGCAGAUUGGAUGACCUUUGGGCGCAGCCUUGCUGCCAUGGUUGAAAAAGUGCUCGCAGGUUGUUGGGUACGUGAUUUUUCCACACCACCAAUCAAUGUCAUUAGAGGCUUGCUUGGGAAAGGCUGGUGAAGUCAGUAAAAAGAACUAAGAAACAAGAGCAUCCCGAGACUCCUCUCCAUUGAAAGAGCAGACCUUCCUUGCUUUGAUGAUGCUAUGCUAGCUCACUCAGGUUUGGUUACGUGGGAAAGAAGAGACAGGUUGGCUGAGUUUGAACAUGGAGAAAAUAAUGCAGUUUCAAUGAUCAAAAUCCGAAACUUCCAUUCAUGUGUCAAACAUAUAUCUGCACCAGAACUCCUAACUUCGUCAAACUAUGCUCAACUCAUCGAAUUAGAAUUAAAUUAUUUUUUGACAUUCAUGCUAGUAGUUGGACCUGUAUUGAAACUAUGCUCUUUUGUGGCUUUGUGGAACGAAACCACGUUGUUGGAAGA
Messenger RNA from Cucurbita maxima (winter squash), 4425 nucleotides. Its product is annotated as pentatricopeptide repeat-containing protein At5g62370. Gene Ontology annotation, cellular component: endoplasmic reticulum membrane. The transcript has 3 exons. NCBI's taxonomy places the organism in Eukaryota, Viridiplantae, Streptophyta, Magnoliopsida, Cucurbitales, Cucurbitaceae. Gene Ontology annotation, biological process: vesicle-mediated transport; endoplasmic reticulum organization. Bases 380 to 3112 code for a protein of 910 amino acids. The record is from RefSeq and is a predicted model, not a curated record. Gene Ontology annotation, molecular function: protein binding.